AUGCCACACUUCACUUCUAGUCCUACUAUCGAUAUGCCGCACUUCACUUCUACUCCCUCCAUCAAAAAUGCUACCAUCGAUGAAAUCCUAGAGCUGCAAAAGACUUUUGCCGAAAAGCGGCUCGUCUUCGUCGACGGAGAACGCAUGGCCGGCUGGUUGAUGGGAUUGGGAGCUUCCGCCGAAGACCUGAAGAAAAUCCAGAAGGUUAGCGAUAAGCUUCAGGGAGAUCCAACUCUCCCUUUCCGCAAGUCGAAGAACGGACGCUUCCUCUUCAACUUUGACCGCAACGAGCUGCAGAGACUGGAAUUCCAAGAGUUUGUCCUGUCCGCCGCCGAAGAUUUUGUGCGCCACGACUCCGAGAAGACGCGAUCUUUCGAACAGAUCACUACGGACCUGCAGGGCAACACGGCACUACAAGCCCUCUUUCUCUUCAAGUCGUUGAUGAUACGAUCUAUUCGUACGAAGCACCGCCCUAUGCUCGAUUAUAAUCACAAUUCCUAUGUCUGCACCCUCUUCAACCUGCGGACCGUGACGACGGGUGACCUGGUAGGCGAGCCCGCUCUCGAGGGCGUGCAUAGCGACGGUGUCGAUUUCACCAUGACCACCUUCUUGGGUGCUGAAAACAUGACGGAUGACAGCGCUAUUACCUUUGUGCACGACAACGAGGAAAAGACGGCGGCGAGGUGGCACGAAACAAAUCCUAAGCUUCUUUGCGGCUCGUACCAGCACCGCCACUUCCUGGACACACUGCUCUUCGUCGAUGCAGAAUAUAAGCACAGCCUGACGGCCGUUGAGCAGAAGGACUUGUCCCGCAGCGCCACCCGCGACAUGCUCAUCUUCUUCACGCGCAAGCCGGUCGUCAAGGGCCACGUGUCGUACAAGUAUGAUUCUCUGGUUGAACAUCAGACGCUUCCACUGAGGGUCUCGCUGAACGAGACGCUUUCCGCCGGUCGAGUUGGAGACAAGCGAACAGCUGCAGCUUAG
Messenger RNA from Drepanopeziza brunnea f. sp. 'multigermtubi' MB_m1, 984 nucleotides. RefSeq lists its product as uncharacterized. Gene Ontology annotation, molecular function: dioxygenase activity. Lineage: Eukaryota; Fungi; Ascomycota; Leotiomycetes; Helotiales; Drepanopezizaceae. The record is from RefSeq and is a predicted model, not a curated record.